GCACCAUCCCGAAUCUUGCUUUCCUUCUUCCCCUCCUUUCGUUUGCCGAAUCCACUAUUCCGCGCUUCGACGCUUUUUCCAAUCUCGGCAACUUGCGCGCUAACCACUGUUUUUGACUCCCGUCACUGGGUCUCUACUCGGAUAUCAUCUCCUUCUUGGUUCCUACCCUUCUCGAUAUCUUUUAGGGCUCCAAUUUGAUACCUUUGUCUCCAAUUCGAGUUCGAGCUGCCGCUUCGAUUUCGGAACUGUUUCUGUGGACUGAUCGCGAUGCAGCCAGGUUUUGAUAUAAAUAAACUCCGCAGAGAAGCUCAGACACGUUGGUUGAAGCCUAUAGAAGUUCUUUUUAUCUUACAGAAUUAUGAAAGUUUCCAGCUUACUCAUAAGCCUCCUCUUAAGCCACCUAGUGGUUCUUUAUUCCUUUUCAAUAGAAGGGUACUUCGCAAUUUCCGUAAUGAUGGACAUUUGUGGCGGAAAAAGAGCAACGGAAGGACCCUUGCAGAAGCACAUGAGCGUCUUAAGGUUGCGAAUAUUGAAGUAUUGGCUUGUUACUAUGCUCGUGGGGAGCAAAAUCAAUGUUUUCAGAGGCGCGUCUAUUGGAUGCUGGACCCGACCUAUGAGCACAUUGUUUUUGUCCAUUAUAGAGAAGUGGCAGAGGGAACAUUUGUUGAACCAAUUUUCAGAUUCUCAACUGAAUCUUCUCCAACUUGCAAUCAGAGCAACGGUAUAACUGAUGCUCAAGUACAAGGCUUCCCUUCUCAAAUUAAUGACUUAAAUGAAGGAUGCCAAAAUUCUAGCAGUCCAGUAUCAGUGGAAGAAGUUAGUUCUGAGUUUGUUGCAGGAAAAACUGAGAGGCCCUACUUGGAUAGAAUGGAUAGAUCAGAAACUUAUAAUCAGCCAUUGCUGCCAGAUGUCAGUCAAGCACUAAGAAAGCUUGAAGAGCAGUUAAGUUUGGAUGAUGAUAAUGGUGGUGGUGGUGACAUCUAUUCCAAGGAGAAAUUACAUCCUAACUGCAAUCAGAAUCAGGAAUCAGAACAUUUAGGGCUUCUAAACUAUGAGACAAGGGACCUCUCACAGGAAACACUUGACAGUCUAUUUGAUCAAUUCAAACAUGAAGCAAGUGGUUAUGUUGAAGAGGCUGGACUGCAAGAUGGCUCUAGCACCAUCCAGAUCGUGAAGACUCCAGAGUGUUCGGGAUGGUCUCAUACCCUGCUAAAUUCUACCUCUGACCAAAAUUCUUUUAGAGGUGACUCUGGCUUGCCGACUCAUGGAAAAGAUAAAAACAUUCAUGGGCUGGAGACAGUGCUCUUAGAUGAAAAUGCUGUAUAUUCUUCUUCUGCCUUCUCAGGGAUAUGGCUGGAACAGAGUCCACUGAAAACUCCUCUUGCAACAGAUUCUGGUUUGCCAGUAGCACAAAAACCAUGGUUUAGCAUAUGUGAAAUCUCUCCAGAGUGGGCAUUUUCUUUUGAAAGUACAAAGGUUAUCAUUGUGGCAGACUUUCUUUGCAAUCCUUCAGGGCACUCAUGGGGCAUAUUAUUUGGGGACACUAAAGUUCCUCUAGAAAUUGUUCAGGAAGGUGUCUUCCGAUGUCUGACUCCCAAGCAUGAUACUGGAAAAGUCAAAUUGUGCAUUACAUCUGGCAAUGGGGAACCCUGCAGUGAUGUACGAGAAUUUGAAUUUCGUUCAAAGCCUGGUACCUCAAGUUUCAGUAGCACUUUACACAAAGCAGAUACAAUGAAGAGCACUGAGGAACUGUUGUUGCUAGUCAAAUUUGUAGAGAUACUUUUAUUGGGCCAUCAGAGUGCAUCUGUUCUUCAAGAAGGUGGUGUUGAAUCAUAUUUUGAUCCUUCCAGAAAAUUGAAAAUAAAUGAGGAUCGGUUCGGGGAAAUUGCUGAAUCUCUCCAAACUGGUAGAGAUACUCCAACAAACACAAUAGAUAGGAUUGUGCAAGAACUAUUAAAAGAUAAGUUGCAGCUGUGGCUAUCAUCUAAACGUGUGGGAAAUUCAGACCAAAUUUGUGUGUUGUCCAAGCAAGAGCAAUGCAUCAUACACAUGAUUUCUGGCUUGGGUUAUGACUGGGCCUUAAGCCCAAUUCUUAAUUCUGGCAUUGGCAUAAAUUUCCGUGAUCCAAAUGGGUGGACUGCGCUUCAUUGGGCUGCACAUUUUGGAAGGGAGGAAAUGGUUGCUGCACUUCUUGCUGCAGGUGCUUCAACUGGAGCUGUGACGGAUCCCACUUCACAAGAUCCAGUAGGCAAAACACCAGCUUCUCUUGCUGCUGCCAAUGGCCACAAAGGCCUUGCUGGAUAUCUUUCAGAAGCUGCACUAACCAACCAUCAUUUUUCUCUUGUAACGGGAAAAAGUGAGAUUUCCAAAGAGUCUGGUUCUGCGGAGGCAGGAGUGGAGACCAUAUCGCAGAAAAGUGCCCACUUACAAGGUGGUACAGAGGAUCAGCUUUCACUAAGAGAUUCCUUGGAAGCUGUCAGAAAUGCAGCUCAAGCUGCAGCACGAAUACAAUUUGCCUUCCGUGCUUAUUCUUUCAGGAAAAAACAUCAACAUGCUGCUACAAAUCAAGACAAGUAUGGUUUGUCUCCAGAAGAUAUACAUGGAAUUAAGUUUCAUAAAGCAGCUCUGUCUAUUCAAAAGAACUAUUGGUGUUGGAAGGGACGUAAAGAAUUUUUAACCUUACGUAAACAUGUUGUAAAGAUACAGGCUCGUGUAAGAGCUCAUCAGGCAAGAAAGAAGUAUGAGCUCCUUUUGACUGUUAGUAUCCUAGAAAAGAUAAUAUUGCGGUGGUCUAGGAGAGGAGUUGGCUUACGGGGGUAUCGGGCUGAAGCAGAAUCAAUCGAUGAAGAGGAAGAACCUGAUAUACUCGAGAUCUUCCGUAAGAAAAAAGUGUAUGCUGCUCUUGACGAAGCUGUCUCAAGGGUUCUAUCAUUGGUGGACUCCCCUAAAGCACAGCAGCAAUACCGCCGAAUGCUUGAAAGAUACAGCAAAGCUAAGGCAGAUUUGAGCAAAGUAGAAACAGCGACAGCCAGUGUCACAGAUGAUUGCGAGUCACCACAAAUUGAAGACUAUUUUGAUCAGUCUGCAUGGAACUAAUGAGCUUUUAGAAGUAAUAACCCUUAAAACUCCAUGAGAACCGGAUUUUAAAUAGAUAUUGUGAGUUUGUUAAUCUUGGUCUAAUUACAGGCUGAUGAGCAGUGUCUUAAGAUGUGUCAAGACUCACAGACAAUUGCAAGUUAAUAGAAAAUGAUGACUUCUGUAUGUUUACGUAAGACAAGGCGCCAACCAUAAGAGUGAUGGUUGCUUGUGAGAGGUUCGUUGCAUUCAGCUGCCUGUACAGAUAUCUCCAGUGGUGCAACAAUAAACCCUAUAUAUGUUUGGUGUAAAUUAAUGGUUAGUUUCUUAUAUCUGAUGUAAAUGCUGGUCUGUCAUGAGAUGGGACAGUUGCUUGUUAGAUAUUUUGUAACAGUAGCUGCCUGUAUGUGUUCUCAUUGUUGAUAAGCCCCAUGUUUUGCUUUUGACAAAAGUGUGGCUUUAUGUUAGUAAUGCAGGGCUUGGUUGCAAUUUAUUUCUGGCAUCUGCUCCCUUAGUUGAUUGUAAAAUAGAAGCAGUGUAUUGAAAGUUUUAUUGUGAUACA
Molecule: messenger RNA, 3637 nt
Organism: Elaeis guineensis (African oil palm)
Lineage: Eukaryota; Viridiplantae; Streptophyta; Magnoliopsida; Arecales; Arecaceae
Product: calmodulin-binding transcription activator 4
Biological process (GO): regulation of transcription by RNA polymerase II
Cellular component (GO): nucleus
Molecular function (GO): transcription coregulator activity; protein binding; double-stranded DNA binding
Source: RefSeq, a predicted model, not a curated record